AUGGACUCGCCAAUUGUGACUCAAGUUCUGAGGCGGCUGUUCAGUUGUUCGAGCUGCCGGUCGUCUCAGUCACGCGCUUUGCUUCCGCUUCGUAUCAACGCCAGUCCCGGUUCCCAACGACGGCUUCACCGAAGGCAUGGGGGAGAUGACGCUCGUCAGCGUGAGAGCUAUUGGCAGCAACGUACAGAUGUGCUAUCGGGAGAUAAAACCGAAGAAUUUCAGAAAUAUCCAAUGGUGACAGCAGAAGAGCUCCAAAGCCGACGGGAGCGGCCGAGGCGGGUCAAAAUGUUGUUGAGAGACUUUAUAGAUGACAGCCUUUAUAAUCCGCAUUACGGAUACUUCUCUAAAGAAGCCGUCAUUUUCAGCCCCGGUGACCCAUUCGAUUUCAACCGCAUGAAAGACGAGCCCGAGUUCCAUCGUCUGCUCGGGCAGCGCUACACAGAGUUUGAAGACAAGUUAGACCAGGAAGCAUACAAUCCUACAAGACAGCUCUGGCAUACGCCUACGGAGCUAUUUAGGCCAUAUUACGGAGAGGCCAUUGCGCGCUAUCUCGUGACCAACUACAAGCUAUCGCUCUACCCGUACCACGAUUUGAUUAUAUACGAAAUGGGCGCCGGAAAUGGGACCAUGAUGCUCAACAUUCUCGACUAUAUCCGAGAUAUAGAUCCAGACGUAUACGCAAGAACCCAAUAUCGUAUCAUUGAGAUUUCGUCGGCGCUGGCGUCGAUACAGCAGUCUCAUUUGGCCAAGACGGCAUCAAACCGAGGACAUGCUUCCAAGGUAAACAUUAUAAACAAGUCCAUUUUCUCCUGGAACCGAUACGUCCAGUCGCCUUGCUUCUUUCUAGCACUCGAGGUUUUCGACAACUUUGCCCAUGAUGCCAUCCGGUACGAUCCUGUCACCGAGAGCCCACUGCAAGGAACCGUGCUUAUCGACAACGAUGGCGAAUUCUACGAAUUCUACUCCCCCAUCACCGACCCUCUUGCGGCGCGUUUUCUCCACGUUCGUCGCACCGCAUGUGAUGGACAUUAUAAUCAUCCUCUAAGAGGGCCGCGCUUCCUCAGGAAUCUGCGCCAGGGUCUGCCGUUUUCAGAAAACCUCUCUGUCGCCGAAUACAUCCCCACGCGGCUCCUCCAGUUCUUCGACAUUUUAAAUGAUUAUUUCCCUGCCCAUCGUCUUAUUGUCAGCGACUUUCACACUCUGCCGGAUACCAUCAGAGGUAUCAACGCUCCAGUCGUGCAAACUCGCUAUGAGCGACGAACUGUGCCAGUCACUACUCCAUUGGUCAAACAAGGCUACUUCGAUAUUCUCUUCCCGACCGAUUUCAGCGUCAUGGAGGACGUGUACCGCGCCGUGACGGGUAAACUCACCCGCAUGAGUACCCACGAGGACUUUCUCCGCCGCUGGGCCUUUGUGGACGAUACUACCACGCGGUCGGGAGAGAAUCCCAUGCUGUCAUGGUAUAAGAACGCCUCCGUUAUGGCCACUUUGUAG
This is a messenger RNA of Xylona heveae TC161, 1494 nucleotides long. Its product is annotated as DUF185-domain-containing protein. The record is from RefSeq and is a predicted model, not a curated record. The transcript is spliced from 3 exons. NCBI's taxonomy places the organism in Eukaryota, Fungi, Ascomycota, Xylonomycetes, Xylonales, Xylonaceae. The coding region runs from base 1 to 1494 and encodes 497 amino acids. Gene Ontology annotation, molecular function: protein-arginine omega-N symmetric methyltransferase activity. Gene Ontology annotation, cellular component: mitochondrion.